CAUGAGUCAGGAAGCGGAUUGUUGUAGUGAGAGUUUAGAAGCACGAUGGAUGACGAAUUUGAAGGUACCAGCUCUCAGAUGGUGAUCUUUUCUAAAAACGAUAGGACAGGUGUGGAGGAGAAAGAAGCAAGAGAAUGGGUUCCUAAGUCUGUGAGCUCAUCUGAAGAUGAUGGGACAGAUGACUGGAAACCCACACAGGAUGAAUCUGAAGGCUAUUCAGAAGAGGAGGAAGAACAAGAACGUAAAAGGAUUCCUAAGGUAGCCAUGAAAAACAAAACUGGGUGUCCUGUGCCACAAAGAGAGAUGGCGGCAGCAUCUGAAGAGGAUGGGACACAUGAUAGCAGACCCACACAGGAUGAAUCUAAAGAUGAUUCAAAAGAUGAAGCAGAACAUUUGGGACAAAUGAUUCACAAAGUGGCCAUGGAAAAGAUGGAGAUAACACAGGUAUACCCCACCCAGCAUAGCACCAGGGGCCGAGGUCGAGCCCUCAGCUUCCCACUGCUGCCAGGGAUAGAGUCUGUGGACAGCUGCCUGCUGCCACCUGCACCGAAGAAGAGAACACGGAUUGGCUACAGCACAGAUCAGUUAGAGCAUUUAGAGGCCCUGUUCCAAGAGGAUCACUAUCCGGACGUGAAAAAAAGAAAAGUGAUUGCUGCUUCAGUCGGCGUCACACCUCAGAGAAUUAUGGUCUGGUUUCAGAACCGAAGGGCGAAGUGGAGGAAAGUACGUGGUGUUACAGCAAAGGUGGAACACGGACAGAGUAGAGCUGAAUACAGUCCACAUCACCAAAUCAAUCCCACUUUGCCCACACUGGCUCACAACAGUAAGGGAGCCGCUUCUUUGUCUCGUUAUGAUGCUCCCAAGCUACCCCAGCUUGCCCCUGUGCCACCUUCAUUCCCCACCAUAACCACUCAGAGCCCACCCUCCACAGCAGCCUGUUGUCCAGCCUCAGCAGCCCAGGUGAAAGCAGAGUGAUGGAUACAGGCCAGCACCAGCUUUCAUCUCAGGAGGGUUUGGUGGAGUAUCCCCCCGUCCCAUGCAGAGCCCUCCCCCUCUGCAGCUAGCCAGCCUUCCUCUUUUCACCAUGACCUUUAACUUUGCAAACCCCACUCCCCCUCUCCUCAACACACCAGCCCACACCCCACCCCUCUUCCUGGAUGCUCUGGAGGGUGGCUCUACCUUGGCCCACCAUGAGACCCAGUCUCUGCCGACUGACACCAGUUUGCUCUUUGACUUGGACUACCUGACGUCUAGCCAGCAGAGCAACACUUUGUCUUACCAGCUCCAAACCUCC
This is a messenger RNA of Oreochromis niloticus (Nile tilapia), 1294 nucleotides long. Its product is annotated as homeobox protein Rhox13-like. The transcript is spliced from 10 exons. The record is from RefSeq and is a predicted model, not a curated record. Gene Ontology annotation, biological process: regulation of transcription by RNA polymerase II. The coding region runs from base 46 to 975 and encodes 309 amino acids. Lineage: Eukaryota; Metazoa; Chordata; Actinopteri; Cichliformes; Cichlidae. Gene Ontology annotation, molecular function: RNA polymerase II cis-regulatory region sequence-specific DNA binding; DNA-binding transcription factor activity, RNA polymerase II-specific.